UCGUUUUGCGUCAACGCUGGGCAUUGUAUUUCCGGAAAAUACUUUCAGUUUCGGUUUUUCCAGUUGUUGAUCACGAAGAAUGCAAUCUUGAUCAUUUAAACGUUUGAAAUCAAUAUUGUGAAAGAUUCAAGAUGUCGGGAGAGAAAAAAGAUUAUAGAGAUGAACCGCCCCCUCAGUAUCAGCCCAGCGCGGGGUAUGGAUACCCUCCCCAGUACCCCCCUCAGCAGUACACAGACCACCCAGGGUUUCCUCCAGGAGGCUAUUCCACUAACGCAGUCAUUGUUGCCCCUGGACCAAUGACCAUGAAUGAGCCACCUCCCCCUGACUACAUGAACAGAGCUAUCUUCGUGACGAUUUGCUGUUUCUGGCCCACUGGAAUAUUUGCUAUCAUGAAAGCCAGUGAGUCGCGAAGUGCGUAUGCUAGAGGAGACGUGCAAUCUGCGCGCAGUAACUCCAACUCGGCUCGACAGCUGUCCAACAUAUCGAUAAUGGCUGGUGUGGCUUCCAUCCUUGUGGCCGUCAUCUUUGUUGGGGUGUAUGUGGGUCUGGUUUUGAGGAGUAUUACCUAGAAUGGACCCAGAACCCCUGAAUGGCUCUCUGAGAUGCAGAAAUUGAAGAAAAUUCUACAGCAGAAAUAUUUGGGUUUUUUAUAUAACUUUGUAAAACAGCAUCAAUUUAUCAGUCAGUCAGAAACAUGUAUUUUAUUGGGAAUCUUAUACAUGUACCUUUUAUACAGUUAUAUGAUAAAGAUCAAAUAUAUAUUUUGUAACCUUUGCAUUUACCAGGGCACAUUCAUAUUUUUGAUAUACGCAGAUUGUUCAAUGAAAUGGACUGAAUUUGGAUAAAACAAGUUAUUAAUGUCAUGGAAAUCGUUGUUUUGAUGUUAAAUUAUCAUCGUGUUGUGUACAGCUCAUUAGCAUUUGAUUUCUUUUGAAUUCGAAAAUUUAACAUAAUUUUUUUUUUAACUCUAUUUGUUAUAAAUUGAUAUUUAAUGUUAAACAAUACCUGUUUCAGGGAUAUAUAUAUAUAUAUAUAUACACACAUAUCAGUAGCCUUCUGUUUCAUUAUCUCAUCUUAAUAUUUUAUACAUCAUUUAAGAUAGAACUCUUGCCAUAAUUUGCUGAUAAAUACGAUGAAAGAUGGGGGGGGGGAGAUUCUCUUCUGGGCUUUUCAUUAUUAUCAAUCAAAAUUGAAAUGUUAUUCACGUGUUGUGCAUUCUUUAUUUUACAUAGGGAUGGGGGCUGUUAUUACAUAGGGAUGGGGCUGUUUUUCCGAACUGUUUCGUGUUUUUAUUGUGAUAUAUACACAAUAUGUUAUUCUAUCAGGGGAAGAAAUUUCAUGCAUUAAUGAUAUCCUAUAUAAUUUGGAUUGAAAAAUGUUCCAGUUUGUGAAGUUAACAUUUACAAAAGAAAACAGAAUGUAUUAUUUUACAAUGGUUUUAUUUCUCACCCAUGUUUUAUAUAAAAUUAUGUAUAUGGUGUUUUAUCUUCAGUGUACAUACCACUACAUUGUGUAGUUGUUGUUAAAAUAAACAAUCAAGAUUAACAAAAA
Molecule: messenger RNA, 1551 nt
Organism: Magallana angulata
Lineage: Eukaryota; Metazoa; Mollusca; Bivalvia; Ostreida; Ostreidae
Product: proline-rich transmembrane protein 1-like
Exons: 4
Coding region: 132-569 (145 amino acids)
Cellular component (GO): membrane
Source: RefSeq, a predicted model, not a curated record